AUGUCCAAUUCAGAAGCCGAAGAUACUUCAAGUGUCAAUUCAGAAAAAGUCACUUCUUAUGGAGACGCGUUGCUGAGCCAACAUCCACCAGCCACACCAGCAAAUGAAGUUGACGAUGAGAAGGAAUUGGAAAGAUUAGUCACUGGUAAUAAAGGUGUGGAAAGGAUUGUUACUAAUUUACAAGAAGGUGCCGGACAGUUGGGACCUUUGGAAGAGCCAUAUGAUUUGAAAUUGGUUCAUACCCAUCCUGACCCAAAUUCUGAUUUCAAUGAUGCCGAUCCUUGGAAGUACCCCUUGGAUCAAGAAACUGGGUUGAGGAUUGUUGAGUGGGUCGACCAUGAUAAGCAAAACCCAAAGAACCUUAGCAAGGCUAUAAAAUGGGUAUAUACUGCCGUGCUUGGAAUGAUUUGCUUUGUGGUGGCGUUGGGUUCAGCUAUCGUCACCGGUGAUUUGGAAAGACCUGCAAAGUACUUUGGAGUCUCGACUGAAGUCAUCAUUUUGGCGUCAGUCACAAUGUUUGUCAUUGGUUUUGGUGUUGGCCCAUUGGUGUUUGCUCCCAUGUCCGAGGAAGUUGGAAGGAAGCCCAUCUAUGUUGUUACUUUAGCUGUCGGACUAGUCUUUAUUGUCCCCUGUGGUGAUGCAAAGAACAUUGGUACAUUGAUCAUUUGUCGUUUGAUCGAUGGUAUUUCGUUUAGUGCACCAAUGACCUUGAUUGGUGGGUCCUUGGCCGAUAUCUGGGAUGGCCCAGAAAGAGGUGUCGCCAUGGCCAUCUUCUCGGCUGCUCCCUUUCUAGGCCCUGUUUGUGGACCAAUCUUUGGUGGUUUGCUUGCAGAUCACGCACCAACUUGGAGAUGGAUCUAUUGGACUUUUUUGAUCGUUGCUGGUAUUUUCUAUGCCAUUUUUAUUGUUCUUGUUCCCGAGACUCACCACGGUACUUUAUUAAAAAAAAGAGCCAAAAAGUUGAGAAAGGAUACAGGCGACUCAAGAUAUAGAAGCUUGAACGAGAUAGAGAUUAGAAAGUUUUCAGAAGUUGCCAAAACUUCUUUGUUGAGGCCAUUUGUUUUGCUCAGUGAAUUGAUUGUUUUCUUGAUGACCAUGUACAUGGCUGUCAUCUACGGGUUGUUGUACAUGUUUUUCUUUGCAUACCCAGUCGUUUUCCAAGAGGGCAAAGGAUGGAGCGCAUCAAUGACCGGUGUCAUGUUUAUCCCCAUCGGAGUUGGUGUUCUUACUUCCACCGCAGCUGCACCUAUUUUUAACUGGGACUACAACAAGAGAGCGCAAAAGUUCAGAGACAGGGGAGAAUUGCCACCUGCUGAGUUGAGGUUGAUUCCCAUGAUGAUUGGGUGCUGGUUCGUGCCGGCAAGUCUUUUCGCUUUUGCCUGGUCCUCAUAUCCAAGAUUGUCCUGGGCUGGACCAUGUUUCUCGGGCUUUGGUGCCGGGUUUGGAUUCUGCUGCUUGUACAACCCAGCCAACAAUUACAUUGUCGACUCCUACCAGCACUACGCUGCCAGUGCAUUAGCAGCCAAGACUUUUGUCAGAUCAAUUUGGGGUGCUUGUGUGCCACUUUUCACGAUCCAAAUGUAUCAUCGUUUGGGAUACGAAUGGGCUUCCUCGUUGAUGGCUUUCAUUUCACUUGCCUGUUGCGCCAUCCCAUUCUUGUUUUACAUUUAUGGUGCCAAAGUCAGAAGCUUUUCCAAGUACGCUUAUUCGCCAUCCCCUGCCAAAUCGCAUAUAGAAGUUUAA
Lodderomyces beijingensis is the source of this 1743-nucleotide messenger RNA. Lineage: Eukaryota; Fungi; Ascomycota; Pichiomycetes; Serinales; Debaryomycetaceae. The record is from the annotation of a GenBank genome assembly.